UAAUUUUGUGAAAGUGGGUAUGGAGGGGCCGAAGUUGCUGUUGGGCUUUAAACAUACUCAGCCUGCUAGUACGUAAUAUUUUUGUUUUCACCCUAAAAAAUGGUUUUCCCGCCCAAGCCACCAUUUCUACUAUUUUCCGUAAAAAUCGGUCACAUUGUUUAUCAUCAUUCAUAUAUGCACAUAAUAAUCCAAAAUUUAGAGGAGAUCAAGGGGAAAGAGAAAUGCAGAAAGAGUAUUAUUGGUGCUACUUGAGAACUAGGGUUACACUAGUUCAUAAUGGAUUCCCCUGAAAAGAUAUCAACCAUUAGCAACACAACUUUAUCUUCAGAAACUGCACAUGUCCAAGACUCACCUGUCUUCAAUUAUAUUAGCAACCUCUCUCCCAUACAACCUGUCAAGGGCGCUCCAGUUGUGCAAGGUUACUCAGGGCUGAAUUCUCCUCCUCUUCUGUUUACCUCACCUCGAAUUAGUGCACACAGUCGAUCGAGCUUCCUGAAAAGGAGCAAGUUUCCUCAACUAUCCGGUGAAGCGUUUUCUGGGAAGAAUGAGGAUUAUAACAAUGCUAUCACAGAUUCAGAUGGCACUGGAGUAUCUGUUUCUCAAUCGAGAAGUGAACUAAGCCCUUCUGUUCAGAAAUUAUCUGAUAAUAAUAUCUCUGUGCACGAGCAAAGCGGGAGUCCCAUAAGAUGUGUGGAUGAAUUCUUAGUUGAUGUUUCGAACUCAGAGUCUGGUAAUCCAUCAAAUUCAACUAACACCAGCCCAAAAGUAGCUGAUGCUAUUCCUCAAUCUCCUAAUAGUGCAGGAGAUUUGAAGGAAUCUGUUGCUAACAUUGCAAGUAAAGAUGCUAGAAAAGAUGAGAUUCCAGAAGAUGCAGCCAGUGUUGUUGUAGAGCAAGCUGAAGAGGACAAUAAGGGAAAGUCCUCAUCCAAUCAGAAAGAUAUAGGGGUUUACAGUACCAAUACUGAUUCUGAUCUGCCAUCCCCCGAUUUAGGCACAAAGAUUGUUGCUGACUUGCCUACUCAUAGGUCAUUGCAUCAUCAUUAUGGUGACCGUAGAAUGGCUCAGCUUUCAAGGGCUGACCACACUAUGUUGGACGAGGCUUCUAAUACACAGAUCAAAUUAUUGGAGACUGCACAUGACUGCAGAAGUGAUAGUGAUAAUAUUAACAAAAUGUCAAUUCCAGAUGAAAGCAUUGUGCAGCAUGAUUCUCAAACCAAGGCUGGUCAGCAUCAAAGCGGAAUACGUAGGCGUUGUCUCCAAUUUGAAGAUGCUCAACAGAAGAUAGUGCCAGCUAGCUCGGGUUCACAGAAUGCUUCAGGUAUUGUGAGCUGCUCAAUAUCACCAGUCAGUUCUGCUAUCUUAGAGGUCGUGGAACCAGUUUCGUCAAAUAGAUCAUCAAGUGCAAGCAGUAGGCCAAUGAACCAACUGGCAUCUUCCUCUGUUAAUUCUGAAAGCUUUACUGUGAAAGUCCCAAAGCCAUCUGGUAUUGGCUUGCACUUAAAUAGUAUAGUUAAUGGUAUGGAAGCUGGUUCUGGUGCAACUGUAAGCGUGAAAUCAACUGAGAGGGGUAACCUGAGCAUACGCGGGAAGAAGUUGUCCAUGAUGUGCUGUCACUCUUCUGAGAAUGUGGAGAGUUGCUUGAUAUCUUCAAAUGUGGUUGGAAGCAAUUUGACAAGUGGUGACAAUGACAGUAAACAUGAAAGUCAUGUGUCAAAUGCAGAAAGUGUUGCUGCUUCUUUGUCUCUUAAUAAUGCAAAACCUUUCUAUGAGGCUGUGCUCUUGAAGCCAACGGAGCAACGAAAACCUUUAUAUGAGACUGUGCUCUUGAAGCCAACAGAGCAACGAAAACCUUUAUAUGAGACUGUGCUCUUGAAGCCAACGGAGCAUGCAAAACCUUUAUAUGAGACUGUGCUCUUGAAGCCAACGGAGCAUACUCCAAGUAACAAAAGGAAGUUUAACUCCGAACAUACCGACAGCCCUAUGGAUUACAAUCAAUCAAGCCCCAAAAAGAAAAGGAAGAAACCCUCAGAUGGCAAUGAUGGCGAUGGGUGCAAACGCUGCAAUUGUAAGAAGACUAAGUGCUUGAAACUUUAUUGUGAUUGCUUUGCCGCUGGAGUAUAUUGUGUGGACUCUUGCUCUUGCCAAGGUUGCUUCAACAGACCUGAAUAUGAAGACACUGUUCUUGAUGUGCGACAGCAAAUCCAGUCUCGGAAUCCCCUUGCAUUUGCCCCAAAAAUUGUGCAGCAUUCCACUGGUUCCCCUGCAAAUAUUUUUGGGGAGGAUGGAUCAAGUUCUACGCCUUCCUCUGCAAGGCACAAAAGAGGGUGCAACUGCAAGAAGUCAAUGUGUUUGAAAAAGUACUGUGAGUGCUAUCAGGCUAAUGUUGGAUGUUCCAGUGGAUGCCGCUGUGAAGGAUGUAAAAAUGUCUAUGGCCGGAAGGAAGAAUACGGAAAAGAUUUGGUGAACAAACAUUGCAUCACUGAGAGACUGGAAAGGUCAGUUGAGGAAAAUGUGGAAAUGGUGACAGCUACAAGUGGGUUAUUGCAAAGUGAUCCAAGAAAUCAAUCCAACUUAACUCCCUUGACACCUUCAUUCCAGUGCUCAGACCGCGGGAAGAAUGCAUCAAAAUCUUGGUUCAAAUCUGGAAAAUACCUUUCUUCACCUGAAUCUGGCCAAGCUAAUACAGCAGCUUAUGGACUGUCCUGUUCUAAGAAUCAUGACAUAAACCAGGAAACUACUAGUGAUAUUCUUCUGGAUCUUGAUACCUUUGGUCAGGAUUUUAAUUAUGGCAAUGCAAAGUUAGCAAAUGAAAUCUCACCUGGGUUUCAUGUGACUGGCAAUAUGGAUGAUCUUUUGGCGCUGCCAAAGUCACAAGAUUGGGCAAGUAAUUCAGGUGGUCAACUGAUUCCUCAAACUGUCCAUUUCCAGGACACGCGGCCGCUAUGCUGGCGUAACUCACCGAUGACCCCUAUGACCCAGUUUGAUGGGAGUGGAAUGAAUGCUCAGGAAUUACUAGACUCUGGUAAGAAGCCAUAUGUGACGGAAGAUGACACACCGGAAAUACUAAAGGACUCUUCUAUACCCCAAAAUGGUGUGAAAGUAAACUCCCCAAAUAAGAAGCGUAUUUCUCCACCUCAUCGUCAUUGGAAUGAGCUUGGUUCUAGCUCAUCUGGAGGAGGCUUAAAAACUGGCCGUAAAUUCAUAUUGCGAGCUGUUCCUUCUUUCCCACCACUUACCCCAUGUGUUGAAUCCAAAGAUGUUGCAGCUCAUAGUACCGAUGAAAAAGGAUAGCAGCAGCAAAUAGCUAACACUACAAGAGCUGAAGGCGUCACAGAGAACUAGGUCUGUUUGGUAAAGAACAAAAGAAGCUUUUUAAGUUAUGAACAUCCUUGCAUGAAUAAUGUCGUUUCAGAGGAAAGGCGUGCAGCAGCUUGGUUUCAUUUGUCCACACAGCGAAGAUGGGAGAGAAAUCCGUAGGUUCCUUUGCUUUCAUAUGAGAACUCUUUUAUAUUUUAGAUAAAAAUGAACAAAAUUUUAGUUUCUUCACCGCGUCUUAUCAUGUAAGGAUUCUUGCAUUACUUUGUACUAGAUUUCAGAUUCUUUGCUUGGCCUAUUUUCUGCCAAGUACAAUAAUUGCUAUUUUACUUGGCUCAUGUUGUAGUUGAUGGCAUUAGGAUGAUUGUACUUCAUAUGAAAGAAGAAUAUUACAAAGCCAA
Messenger RNA from Lycium barbarum (goji berry), 3716 nucleotides. Its product is annotated as CRC domain-containing protein TSO1-like. The transcript has 12 exons. Bases 277 to 3291 code for a protein of 1004 amino acids. Lineage: Eukaryota; Viridiplantae; Streptophyta; Magnoliopsida; Solanales; Solanaceae. The record is from RefSeq and is a predicted model, not a curated record. Gene Ontology annotation, molecular function: DNA-binding transcription factor activity.